This is a messenger RNA of Helianthus annuus (common sunflower), 1357 nucleotides long. RefSeq names its product actin-related protein 2/3 complex subunit 2B. Gene Ontology annotation, biological process: Arp2/3 complex-mediated actin nucleation; actin filament polymerization. The coding region runs from base 98 to 1207 and encodes 369 amino acids. Lineage: Eukaryota; Viridiplantae; Streptophyta; Magnoliopsida; Asterales; Asteraceae. Gene Ontology annotation, cellular component: actin cytoskeleton; Arp2/3 protein complex. Gene Ontology annotation, molecular function: structural constituent of cytoskeleton; actin filament binding. The record is from RefSeq and is a predicted model, not a curated record. The transcript has 10 exons.
AAAAUAAAAGUUGUUGCAAUGCCCAGUUUUCAUACCUGCAUUUGUCUCAUAACAUCUAUAUUUACAUAUUACAAGAAAAUCAGGAAGAUAGCAAAAUAUGGCGUGUUUCGAGAGGGCGUCACCAGCAUUAAAGCAGAUUCUGCUUCAACUCUAUCGUGCUGAUAAGCCGGUAGCAGUCGAACACCACUUGCAUGAAUUUGGAUCACUCCAAUACCACAUUCAGUCAUAUGUUUCAGAAGCACAUCAUGUAUAUCUGUCUAUCUCGACCCCUAUUUUGUCCACGGGAUCCUCCAUCUUAUACGGAUUCCCUCAUUACACCAUAGAAACCGUGAAGGGAAUCUGUCACGAAGUAGUCCAGAUCGUUGAACCGGCUAAAACAGGAUACCAGUUGACUCUUAAACUUGAUUUCUCUAAAAUUCCGCGUAAGAAAGAUGCAGUGAAAAUAAUUACAGAUAUUUCAUCUGUACAAGCGGUAAUACUGAGCUCUCAGCUACGAGAACUACUGAAAAAUGUUAAUGAUCAAGAAAUAUCUCAGGGGACAUACAAACCGAUUAAACUUGUUUAUCAUCCUAACGAACCUUUCUAUGUCGUAAAACAGCCAGCAAAGUUGACUGUAGUUUUCCCGAUUCGGUUCAAAGAGCAUUCAGAUAUAAUUAUCGCCAAGGCCUUCUUUCAGGAGCUUGUGGAUGUUGGAAACUCAGGGGCGUGUGCUAGGGCGCCUCCUUGCUACUGGUCGCCAAUUCCACCUCCCGAGUUAAGAGGUGAAUCCAUGAAAGAUUUGAGCACUAACGGAGGAUUCGUAUCAUUCGAAAUAUCUGCACGACAUAUUGAAGGCAAGAAACUAGACAAGACGGUAUGGAACCUGCUCAACUUUAAUGCAUUAGUAAAGUAUCAUGUAAAGUGUACUAAAGGGUUUGUGCAACGAAGAAUGAGGAGCCGUUUGCAGAGCUUGGUUGAGGCCCUGCAGCAGCACACGGGCAUGGAAGAGGACCAUAAUAUAGCGAAAGUUAAAGGACAUAGACGCAUGAAGAAACUGAUUAAAUUUACAAGAGGUGCCAUCUUAAUGAAAAGAUGGAACUUGAGAAACAAGAUUAAAAGAUUUCGUUCCAGAAUAAGAAUUCGCGGAUUUAAAAAGUUUCAAAGACGUUGGUUGAAACUUCCUAGUUUCACUUCGGUAACGAGCUAUCACAAGUUAGAGAAGUUCUAGAGAAAAAGAAGUUGUAUGAUAAUAAGCAUACAUAUUUUUUAUUGUUCUGUCUGUCUAAAUGCUAGCCAAUUGCAUAAGUUUAUUCAUAUCUGUAGAUCAAAUAUAACAAAGCAAUUAAUAGAGCUUAUAAAGAACAUUUUUAUAUAGAAA